Messenger RNA from Pediculus humanus corporis (human body louse), 1035 nucleotides. RefSeq names its product Tumor suppressor candidate, putative. NCBI's taxonomy places the organism in Eukaryota, Metazoa, Arthropoda, Insecta, Psocodea, Pediculidae. The record is from RefSeq and is a predicted model, not a curated record. Gene Ontology annotation, cellular component: oligosaccharyltransferase complex. The coding region runs from base 1 to 1035 and encodes 344 amino acids. The transcript has 5 exons.
AUGAAAGAUACACGUCAACACUAUUUUAAAUUCAAUAAAUUAUUUCUUAGCGAAUUAAUUUUUGUAUUAUUAUGUUUUUUGUCGAUAAUUUGUGCCGGUAAUGGUCAAAUUCGAAGGAAAGAGGGUAUGACAUUAAACGAAAGAUAUCAAGAUUUGAUAGCAGCAACUCAGAAAAAAUCGAUAAUUCGAAUAACUGGAUCUACUUUUAAAGAAUAUGUUAGAACUUCACCAAGAAAUUAUUCAAUGAUAAUUAUGUUUAAUGCCAUGGCGCCUCAACGUCAAUGUAUUAUAUGUAGAAUUGCUAAUGAAGAAUAUCAAAUUGUUGCUAAUUCUUUUAGAUAUUCUCAAGCAUAUUCUCACAAAUUAUUUUUCGGUUUAGUCGAUUUCGAUGAAGGAACCGAUGUUUUUAAUAUUAUGAAGUUAAAUACUGCUCCUGCAUUUAUUCAUUUCCCACCUAAAGGAAAGCCUAAACCUGCAGAUACAAUGGAUAUACAAAGAGUUGGAUUUGGAGCAGAAGCAAUUGCUAAAUGGAUAGCAGAUAGAACAGAUGUACAAAUAAGAAUAUUCAGACCUACAAAUUAUGCUGGAGCUGUUGUCUUUUCAUUAGUCGUUUCUAUAAUAUGUGGAAUUCUAUAUGUGAAACGAAACACAAUUGACUUCUCGAAAUUCUACAAUAAAAACCUAUGGGGUACAUCUGCUUUGUUAUUUACACUGGCAAUGGUAUCUGGACAAAUGUGGAAUCAUAUAAGAUCACCACCAUUUGUUCACAAAACGCAAAGUGGAGGAAUUGCAUAUAUACAUGGUUCAUCGCAAGGGCAAUUUAUUUUUGAAACUUACAUCAUAAUCGUAUUUGAGGGUUUAAUGGUACUCGGUAUGAUUUUAAUGACAGAAGCAGCACAAAGAAAAGGAGAUGUGACCAAAAGGCAAGCUCUUGCUAUAACAGGUUUAUUCUUAUUUUCAAUUUUUUACAGUUUUGUACUAAUAGUGUUCAGAUCAAAAGCUCACGGUUAUCCUUACAGUUUUUUAUUUAAAUAG